Molecule: messenger RNA, 878 nt
Organism: Nicotiana attenuata
Lineage: Eukaryota; Viridiplantae; Streptophyta; Magnoliopsida; Solanales; Solanaceae
Product: NAC domain-containing protein 90
Exons: 3
Coding region: 41-727 (228 amino acids)
Biological process (GO): regulation of DNA-templated transcription
Molecular function (GO): DNA binding
Source: RefSeq, a predicted model, not a curated record
AAACAAGAAAAAGAGAAAGAAGUAGAAUUAGAAGACAACAAUGGUGGAAAUUUCACCAGGUUUUCGAUUCUAUCCAACUGAAGAAGAGUUAAUAUCUUUCUAUUUGCACCACAAGUUAGAGGGAAAGAGGCCAGAGCUUGAUAGAGUAAUCCCAGUUGUCACCAUUUAUAGUCUUGACCCUUGGCAUCUACCAAACUUGCCUGGGGAGUCAUGCAUGGGUGAUACAGAGCAAUGGUUUUUCUUUGUGCCGAGGCAAGAAAGAGAAGCCAGAGGAGGGAGACCUUGUAGGACUACUACUUCUGGUUAUUGGAAAGCUACUGGUUCUCCUACUUAUGUUUACUCUUCAGAGAGUAAAGUGAUUGGGGUGAAGAAAAGUAUGGUAUUUUACAAAGGGAAAGCUCCUACUGGGAGAAAAACUAAGUGGAAGAUGAAUGAGUACAGAGCUAUUGAACAAGAAACUUCCACCUCUUCAAGUUUUUCUAUUCCUAAGUUAAGGCAUGAAAUGAGUUUAUGUCGAGUUUACGUCGUAUCAGGAAGUUUUCGAGCAUUUGAUCGACGACCAGUGGCAACAGUGACAAGAGAUACAGCAGCAGUUAAAAAUCAAGAAUUAGCAGCUGAUAGGGAUAAUAUUAGUUCUUCAAUUUCUGUUAAAAAUGAGAGCAAGUCCUACAACAUAGUGGAAAGUGAUUUUGAAAAUGUCAAUGGUUGGGAACAAAUUAACUGGUAAAAAAUCAUUGACUUCUUCAUUUUACAAGGGAUAGGAAAGAAACAAAAGGAAAAAAGAAUAAUAGGAUGACUUCAUUUGUGAAGUCAAACACGUGACUGUACCAUGUUGGUUUAAUGGAGUUUUUCCUCAAUCUAUUAAUUGUAUUUUUCUA